This is a messenger RNA of Loa loa (African eye worm), 1353 nucleotides long. RefSeq lists its product as hypothetical. The transcript is spliced from 7 exons. Lineage: Eukaryota; Metazoa; Nematoda; Chromadorea; Rhabditida; Onchocercidae. Bases 546 to 1196 code for a protein of 216 amino acids. The record is from RefSeq and is a predicted model, not a curated record. Gene Ontology annotation, cellular component: cytoplasm.
AACAAUAAUUACUAGAAGGGAACUAUUCCAUGGCUAUUCCGGAAAGUGGACAAUAUCAGGUAUCCGUGUAUGGGUGACUGCGAUAAUUUAUGUUGACUGGUCUGUAAUUGAUCUUAAAUCUCACAUAUUGAUUUUGCUGCAGUUUAGAGAAAUUUAACUGACAUUAAAAACGAGGGGAAGAAAGAAGGUGGAAAAGUGGAAGAGGGAGAAAGGGUAAGUAAAGUCUAGAAAUCGAUCCGUUUGGAAAGAUUUUGCUGAAUGAGACGCGGAGAGAGAACGGAUCAACUAAGAGAAGAGAGUGUGUUCUCAGUUUGUGAUCGAAAUGACCCCGGUGAUGAUUCAGUGGAUAAAUGAAGAAUUCAAUCAUAUAUAUAUAUAUGUAUACUCAGCAUGCUCAAUGCAUUCACUUACUCGUACAUAGUGUAUCCACGUAAUCGCGUUUGAUAUAUCCACCUGAAAGUUUGCUCGGUGAUUCAACUACAGGAAGGAAAUGAUCUUAAUAACAACGGGUUUCAUCCUGGAAUGAUAAAUUACUCACGAGAAAAAUGGUUGAUGAUAAGGGUAGCAUUUUCGCAUUUGUUUUUCCCAAUCAAUUGGAAAUUGUUAUAUCCGAUCCGCAAACACAUAAACAAAUAAUAACACUCUAUAAUCCAUACCAUUUUCCGAUCAAAUUUAAAGUGAAAUGUACAAAUUCACAGAACUUCUCGGUGAUUGAACCGUAUGGUAUAUUGAGAGCAUCAAGUUCUUUUGAUAUUAUCAUUCGGCAUGUUACUUUACAAAUGCAAACAAGUCCUGGUCUGGAAAAAUUUCGUAUCGAGAUUUGUUCUGUGCAUAAUCAAAAGAUUUCUGGAUCAGUUGAUGUUCCUGUUCACAUUGUGGAUACUGCGCCAAAAUUCAAUCAUGUGCGAUAUCAUCAAUUGUUACCAACAAGCAGUACUGAUCAUUCUUCCGUUCAUGAGAGUACAAAGUCAGCCCGGUCUUCAUCAUUUUUACGAGAACAUUUCGAUGUAACUUCACCUUUGGUAAUGGUGUCUAUUAGUGCAGUUGCUAUAUGUGCUGUUGCAUUAAUGCUUCCAACUGCAGGAUUGGAUGUAUCAACAGUGAUCCCGGAUUGGUUACAUGUUUCCGUUCAUCUUAAAUUAGUUUUUGCCUAUAUUUUAGGCCUAGCUACAUUGGUAUUACUAAGGCCAGGUUAAUUAAACAUUGUUUCGAGCAUCUUCAUUAGUCCAUUGUAAAAUAAUUGUUUGUGAAAAAUGAUGCAUUUUUCAUCAUAUUUGGAAAUAUUUCGAGGUAUAACUUUUUUUGCACAUUUUUCCCGUAUUAUUUUUUUUUCUGUUUUGAACGAUAUAAACG